Trachymyrmex septentrionalis is the source of this 5054-nucleotide messenger RNA. RefSeq names its product nuclear pore complex protein Nup153-like. The coding region runs from base 161 to 4783 and encodes 1540 amino acids. Gene Ontology annotation, biological process: RNA export from nucleus; protein import into nucleus. Lineage: Eukaryota; Metazoa; Arthropoda; Insecta; Hymenoptera; Formicidae. Gene Ontology annotation, molecular function: structural constituent of nuclear pore. The record is from RefSeq and is a predicted model, not a curated record. Gene Ontology annotation, cellular component: nuclear pore. The transcript has 8 exons.
AUUCCCUCUCGUGGCUCUCUCUCGUCCGUAGGAGGUAGGAAAGGUGGUGCGCGGUUCUAGCGGUGACCGAAUUUCCAGGGAGGCGAUGAUUGCGACGCGCGUGUGCAUUUCGUAACGGUCGUCGUACAGUGACGAGUGCAGGGAGUGAGAACGGCUAAUCAUGCCCAGAGAAGGCAGCAAUCCAGCCGGCAGGCGACCGUCGUCGCGCAAUGCGAAGCCCUACGACGCGAACAACUCAUUUGUAAGAAAAAUGGCAACCAAGGUGACAGAUUUUAUACCACAGUCCUCAUGGAUUAGUAAGUGGUUCAAUACCUCUCAAAAUAAUGAGGAUACACUAGAAAAUAGAGGGAAUAUUGAAGAGACAGAACUUGAGGAUGAUGUGCAGCAACCUCCUAGUAAACGAUCGCGUAUUCGUAUGGAUGUGAUUCAUCCACCUGGCACAUUUUCUAUACAAACGAGAGUUAAAACUACUUUGAAUACAGUUAAACCCUCUAAAGAGCAGUAUCCCAUUCAUAAUGAAAUGGCGGAAGAUUUUGCAAUAGCUGGACCAAGUGGAAUAGGCCGUUUAAUGUCUUCUACUCCUGCGGUGCAAGCAGACAUUAGGACUGUAACAUCUCAUAGGUCUGACUUAAAUUCGUUAGCUUCGAAUAAUGGAAUAGCAAAUGGAAUGGAUGAUAAUUCGGAAUCCAGUGAAAGUACUAGUGGAUGCAGUUCACUUAUUCCACAGAUAAAUAGGCACGAAGGCCCAUCAAACUUAUUGUACAGUUCAACAUUUACUAGUAGAAAGAGGCAUCUUGAUGAUAAAUUGACAUUUACUAAUCAUUUACAAUCUCCAAGAUCCUUGUUUCUAGAUAGUAAUUCUCGCGAUUCUUUAAGCAGUCGUAGACCGAAUUUUAACGCAUCAAUUAUAACAAAUGCUGCAGAUCGUGCAUCUCUACUAUCCUCUCCUUUUUAUAGUGGUAAUAUUACUUUUGGGGGUGCAAAUGCAGCAAGUCUUUAUAAACGAAAUCGUAAUAUUUUAAACAAUUCAAACGAGAUACAACUUAAAGUACCAAGGAGGACGAAUGUUGAAGUUAAACCUUCUGAUGCAGUAGAAGUUGAUUCAUCGGGAAUGAGUCAAACCGCCAAAAAGAUAUUGGAAGCAUUAGAACAUUUUUCUUCACCUAUAUCCGAUGCGAAAAAAAUUCCGUUAAAAAACACAAGUAAUGCUGUGUCUUCAGUGAACAGGAAAAGAGCACGAGAAGAGAUACCAAAUGCAUCUGCUAGAAUUGGUCUGCGUCAUUUGACGCGUGAAUUAACAGUACCAACCGUCCCUGAUAUAUUGAAGUUAAGGCGAAGACAAAAGCUACAAGAUACAACUCUUAUGGCUAGAAAGAUCGUUUCUGCUCGUAGCGAUCCCCCUCCGCCUCCGCAAGAAUAUCGGCUGAGGACGGAGGAUACCGAUAGUGAAAAGUACCGCGGCAAAUUAAAGGGUAAAUCUAAAAUAAAUUUAGAGCAAGAAGAAACAGUGGCGCCUGUAAAUUUGCCGAACAUACCUCUGCCAAUAACAACGUUACCUAAUUUUAAUUUUACCUUACCACCCCCUGCUUCACAUUCCGCAGGCAAAACUAUAGCAAAUAAGGAAAACUCUUUUACAUUUGCUAGUCCUAUUAAAGUAACGGAUGCUGGGAAAAGUUUGCAGUCUGUCAACAAUUUCACUUUUAGUAAUCCACUCAACGCUGAAGACUGCGCGAAUAAUUCGACUGAUUCACGUUCAUUAACAGAGAAGGAAUUUAGUGUUGAUUGUGCGGUAACAUCCGUACCAAAUUUCAUUUGGAGUGGCUCAUCUACAGCACCCAGAUUAAAAGCAAAAGCAAAAAACGUGUCUAUGCUGCCGCAGGAAUUGAAAUCAGGAAAUGUUAUGGAUGUACUUUUCAAAUCUAGUAAAAUAGAAUCUAAUUUAAUUGGACAAACAAACUCAGGAUUGGCUUCUGAAAUGACAUACACUGACAAAACUAUCAGCUCAGAUUCUGAUAUUACAAGUACGCACGAUAAGGAGUCAUCUUGGGAGUGUAGUGAAUGUAUGAUUAGAAACAAUGGUACAGACAAACAAUGUACUGCAUGUAAAAUGCCUCGGUUCAAUCCUAAUGACAAAACUUCAUUGCCUUCAACGUCGACAACAGAUAUAGUCGUGGAAACAAAGCCAAUUGAGCCCGAUUGUUUCGGAUCUCAGUUUAAACUAUCUACGAAUCAAUGGGAGUGUACAACUUGCUGCGUAAGAAACGAGCAGAGUGAUAUCACGUGUGUAGCAUGCACUACACCAAAACCAGGAAGUAGUUCUGUGAUGCAACAAACUGUUAAAUCUCAAAAUUUUGAUCUAAUGAAUAAGUUUAAAUCAGCCGAAGGAUCGUGGGAGUGCUCUGGUUGUUUACUAAGAAACGCCGCGAAUGUUAUUACAUGUCCUUGUUGCAAUACAUCUAAACCUACUUUUGUAAAAACAAAACCGAAAACAACGGAUAAUGUUACAGAGUCAUCUGCGCAAAAGUUAAAUACUAGCACAGAAGUCACGGCAACGAAAGAAAUAUCAAAUUCCGAAAUAAUGAAUAAAUUUAAACCAAGCAAAGAUUCCUGGGAGUGUUCAGGAUGCCUUGUUAGAAAUAACAGUUCUGUUGUCACCUGUCCUUGUUGCAGCACACCUAAACCUAAUUCCAUUGGAGAAUCAAGUAAAGUGGAACAGACUUCAAGUAAUGGGUUUGGAGACAAAUUUAAGAAACCAGAAGGUGCAUGGACUUGCGAUUCAUGCUUGCUACAAAAUGACGCAAAACAUAUGGAAUGUGUAGCUUGUCAAGCUUCAAAACCUGGGACUGUAAAAUCAAACGAAUCUUCAUCGAGUAAUUCUACCUUGCAGUUUAAGUUUGGUGUACCAUCUGGUACAACAAACUUAACUAAUCAACCAAGUGGAUUUAAGUUUGGUAUAGAUAAAUCUGACAAUCAAUCUAAAUCCGACACAUCUCCCUUGAACGGAUUUAAAUUUGGUAGUGGACAACAGAAUAGUGAUAUGGUACAGUUUACAUUUGGCAUUCCGAAGGAAGAGAAUAAAGCUGUAAGUGAAGCAGCUAAAACUACUAAUAGUGUCACUAUGUCUUCUAGUAGUACAGGAUUUGUACUCAAUGUGAAGAGUUACGAUAAAUCCGAAUCUACUAAUCAAAAUCAGGAAUCUAAACAGGAAACGCUUUUCGGUAUGCCAAAAAGCGAUAGUUCAACAAGUGAGAAACAGAGUACAAGCAUUGUGUCCUGCGCUUCAUCGACUGCUCCUUCUUUCUCCUUUAUGGGAGGAUUUUUAAAUGAGAAACCAGAAUUCGCCUUUCCAAACAAGAAUGAGCGUGUUCAAAGUUCCCCAAAAAAGACUUCCUUUGCAACCGCAGUAACAGAAAGCUCCAAGCCAGCAGCAACAACUGAUGCAGUACUAACUAGCACGACGUUACUGACGCAAAAAAAUAUUACAAAGAAUAUAUUAGAUGCAAAAUCGGAGCCGACAUUCUCAUUCGGGAUAUCAAGCAGUGUAAGCGCUGCUACUACAACUUCCACGAAUGCAACGACUACUUGUCUUCCAACUUUUGCUCAACCUACUUUCACAUUUUCCGAUACAAAGACGACAUCUCAGUCAACUACAGUACCGUCUUUUAGCCAAAUUCCACCGUCAUCUGCCACGUUAUCCACGAGCGUAUCGUUUGGAGAGAAGACAACUGAGACUACUCCAACUAAUAAAUCCGUAAACAAUACACCGGUCGCUCCGCUUUUUCCGAUCGUCUCAAGUUCCACACCGCUGUUCACCAACAAGUCGAAGACGACGAUAGCAUUCGGCACAGACAAACCGUCAUCAUUCACUACGACGGGCAGCAAACCAUCAGGAUUCGUGAUACCUGAGAACAAAGGAAAUGUUCCAACAUUUGGCAGUAACACUGAGAGUAAACCACCAAUUUUUGCUACGCCGGAAACGAAGUUACCCGUAUUCAAUUCACCCACGGCAAACCCUCUAUCAACGUUCGGCACACCGUCCAACAGUGCUACUUCGACACCUUUUGGAUCAACUAAUACCCCGGCCUUUGGAAAUAAUACAUCUGCUUUUGGCAAUGCUACGACAACAUCUACUAUGUUUUCAACCACCACCAAGCCCGUUGAAACUAAUGCUGCGUCGAAUUCUUCUUUAUUCACAUUCGGCUCGGCUUCAUCGCAACAGUCAGCAAGCGGCGGAUUUAACUUCUCUGCAAAUGUUAAUCCGGCCACGUCACCUGCGAAGCCGCUCUUUACGUUUGGUAGUAAUUCAAGUACGUCACAGAAUAGUAACACUUUCGGUAGUGAUACAUUUGGAGCUAACUCUGUUCCAACAAACACCAAUUUUGCGUUUAAUCCAUCUACUAAACAAGAAGCACCGGCGGCAUUUGGUCAAGGCGCAGCGGCUACUCCGAUAUUCGGUGCUUCACAAACAAAUCCACAAACUCCAGCAACAUCAUCAUUCUCAUCUACUCCUUCGUCCAGUACAGGAUUCAAUUUUGGAUCUACAGCUUCAGUUGCUGCGACAUCAGGAGGUUUUAACUUUGGAGGAAUGUCAUCUACAUCUGCAUCACCCGGAGGAUUCAAUUUUAAUUCUCCUGCUUCUACUCCUGCAGUGGCUUUCGAUCCCAAUAGUCGGCCUUCGUUCAAUUUCACCAAAGGAAGUGCGCCAACGGCAUUUAAUGCUCCACCCCAAUCGGCAGCAGCUCCACGGAAAAUCAAAAAAGCAUUUCGAAGAUGCGUGCGGUAGAGAGCAUAUGACAACACGUUCACAUAUACACUCAGGUGCGUCUACAUCUGUAUGUGUUUCUGAGUGUCUUUGUUAAGCCCAUUAUAUAAAAUGAUGUACAAUGAAAUUCUGUCAUACAUCAAUCAAUUGCAGUGUGGUGGUAUAUACCAAGCAUCUUUGUAAUAUAGUAAUCCAAAGCUAACCGAACAUGCUUGUGUACAAUAUCUUGUGUUCUCUCUCUCUCUCUCUCUCUCUGUUUCUCUUUCUCUCUCUCUCUCUCUCUCUCUCUCUG